AAUGAGCGCGGGGGGCGGGAGCGGAGCGGGAGCGGGCGGGCAGCGCUCCCGCCGCGUCCCACCGCGUCCCACCGCGCCGCCACACACAAAACUGCGGGGCUGCCGCGGACCGGGCCAAGCGCAGCCGCUCCCCGCGACCGAGGGGGCGCGGAGCAGCCUCCUCCGAGCCGAGCCGAGCCGAGCCGAGCCGAGCCGAGCCGAGCCGUGCCGUGCCAUAUAGAGCCGAGCCGUGUAGACCCGAGCCGAGCCGUGUAGAGCCGCGCCGCUGCGGGGGGCGCUGCUCGCUCCGCGCCGUGCCGGGUUUUUUAUUUCCAAUUUUUGAUCGCAGCUGCAUUUCCCUCCCCCCGCCCCCCCGCGCCGAGGAGGAGCCCCGGCUUUAUGUGGCGCUGCCCGGGGAGCGCUCGGCGGCCGCCAAGUUCUUUGUGUCGCCGUCGCCGUCUUUUUUUUUUUUCUUUUUUCUUUUUUUUUUUUUUUUUUGGUUUUAAAUGUAUAACUUCAUGGGGCUGAACAGCACGGCCGUAGCUAUUCAGCCCAAUGUGUCCUGCACAUGCAACUGCAAAAGGUCUUUGUUCCAGAGCAUGGAGAUCAGCACUGAAUGUUUAGGUCGCACCUUUCCAGGUAAACUGGCGGAGUUGGAGUUUGUACAGAUAAUCAUAAUCGUGGUGGUGAUGAUGGUGAUGGUGGUGGUGAUCACGUGUCUGCUGAACCACUACAAACUCUCUGCGCGAUCCUUCAUCAGCCGGCACAGCCAAGGGAGGCGGAGGGAUGAGAACCUCUCAUCAGAGGGAAGCCUGUGGCCUUCGGAAAGCACCGUGUCAGGGAAUGGAAUAACAGAGCAAAUCUACACCCCGAGACCCAGCGACCGCCUGGCAGUGCCAUCCUUCCUGCAGAGGGACCGCUUUAACCGAUUCCAGCCAACCUACCCCUACAUGCAGCACGAGAUCGACCUGCCUCCCACCAUCUCGCUGUCGGACGGUGAAGAGCCCCCCCCAUACCAGGGACCCUGCACGCUGCAGCUGCGGGACCCCGAGCAGCAAAUGGAGCUCAACAGAGAGUCGGUCCGGGCCCCCCCCAACAGAACCAUCUUCGACAGUGACUUGAUAGAUAACUCUGUGUACGGGGGGCCGUGCCCCCCCAGCAGUAACUCUGGCAUCAGCGCGACCUGCUAUGGGAGCAAUGGUAGGAUGGAGGGACCGCCGCCGACAUACAGCGAGGUGAUAGGGCACUACCCAGGGUCGACGUUUUACCAGCACCAGCAGAACAACAACGGGAUGCCUUCCAUCUUGGAGGGCAGCAGACUCCAUCAUUCACAAAUCAAUGGCCUUGAGAGCACAACUGCGUGGAACAAAGAGAAAGAGAAACAAAAAGGGCACCCCUUUUAAAAAAAAUAAAUAAAAAAGGAAAAAAAAAAAAGAAAAAAGGCAAGAAAGUAAAUGAAACACUCUGCACUUCUCAUAAAAAGAAAAAGGAGAGAGAGAGAGAGAGUUGAGGAAGAUGAGCAACGAAAAAAGCCCUUCCCCAUUCUCUCCAUGUAUAAAUAUUUACUUGUUAUGUCUGGUCUGAAUGCACAAGCCUACCAAGCUUGCAAAAACAUUUCUUUAUUGAGCUGUGUCUAGACCUUUAAAAAGGAAAAAAAAAAAAUCAACUGUAGUCUUUUUUUUUUUUCUAGUUGAGCUGUGUGUGAAUGCUUUUUAUUUUGAUUAUUUCACUUAUCUUUAAAGACAAAAUAUUUGCACAAAAAAACGUUUUGUUUAAAGAUCUGCAAUAUAAAUAUAUAAAUAUAUAUUAAAAAUAAGAGAAAGUGUAUGUGUAAGGAGCAGGAGUAUUUUUGUAUUAGAAGAGGCCUAUUCAAAAAAAAAAAAAAAAAGUUGUUUUCUGAACUAGAAGAAAAAUGGCAAUUUUUUGAGUGCCAACUCAAAAAGCGUGUAUUACAUUGUAAAAAAACAAAAAACACAAAAAAAAAAUCAAAAGCAGGGGUUUAGAGUUAUUUAUAUAAAUGUUGAAAUUUUGCACUAUUUUUUAAUAUAAAUAUGUCAGUGCUUGUGUUGGUCAAAGCCUCUAUCAUGUCUACCAUGAACCUGUUAAGGGAUCUAUGUCGAAGUGAAGAACAAAGUAGCUGGAAGGGGGUGGAGAGACGCUGAAGUGGAGCUGCCAGCCCCGGGCGGAGCGGUGAGCAAGACUGCAUCUUAUGCAAAUCCUUAAUUUCCAGAGUCCCUGCGCGUGGCCGCACGGCUUUACACAUUCCCUACAAAGCAAGAGGAGUUGGUGUGUAUCUGUAUGUCAUCCCGUAGGAUUAUUGGAGUGAAAAGGUAAAAGAAAGCCUCCCUGCUUCUGAGAGUCAGUAACGGCUGAAGCAGCAGAAAUUACUUGAUUUUAUUUUUAUUUUUUAUUUGGACAACCUCUAAGUUUUGGAGGGGGGUGGUGGGGAUGAGAAUAAACUUCUGUGUCUGAAGGAACAAAGUGGUUUUCGGUUUAUUUCUUUCAAUGUACAACUGAAGGGCCCUAUUUGGAGCUUAAAGCGGUGAUUAUGGAAGUUACUGGGAGUAAAUGGUAACAUGCCCACUGGCUGCCUUUCAGCUGGGCUUUAAAUGACAUUGACAGUCCAAGCUGAAAAGUGUGGUGGUGGUGAAAGUCAUCUUCAUUUUGUAUUAACCUCCCAAACCUUUAUUUGGGACAAACAGGCUCAGCCGUGUCAGCUAUUUUUUACUGUAUUAUCCUAGCUAAAAGGGUGUCAGAUACAGUAGAUGGAAAUGAAUCUGCUCCUGUGAUGUAGUAAUUAAAGGCUGAAGAAAUACGCUUAAUGCUUUAGAAGCAAAACCCCCUUUACCUCUUCUGAAGAUGUCCUCAGCCACAGCAGCACGGUCCCGCUGCCCUCCCGCCCGCCGGGUGUUGCGUGUCUUUAAUUUAUCUUGGUUCCAGAAGCAUUUUGUCACUAUGCUAUUGUUUACAUGUGUAUAUUGCGCAGGUGUCUGGUAGGUGUUUGACCCUCGUGGUGAAUCUGUAUGUGAUGGAGCGCGCGAGUGAGAAACCUGAGAGCAAAGAGAGAGAAAGCAAAAGGGAAUAAACUGGGGUCCCAGUCCCAUCCCUCUGGCUGGGAGAGCAUCUCCCGAGCAUGAAGAGGGAUGGGUCGGGAACCACAAAGAGCGAAGCUUUUACAAGGGGGUGUGCUUACAUUUUCUGCAGGAUGCUAUCUAGUAGAGUGACAUAAAUGAAAGAUAUAAAGGCAAUAACUAUUGUUUUUAAGCAACUUUUCUAUUACUUGAAGAAAAAGAAAAAAAAAAAGAACCAUGCAAAAGGUUUUGAAGUUCUGACCAUUUGAACAAUAUUUAUAUAUAUUUUAAAGAAGAUGAUGAAUAGCUGAACUUGAAGUUUGAUCAUUAUUUUUUGCCUUUUUUUUUUUGUUUAAUUUUUGCCUAGAACUAGUCCUGUACCUUCUCAAUAUUUCAAACUGCUUUUUCACAGCUCUUGAAAUCUUCAUAGCUUUACAGUCCUGUAACCUAAAUUUUGAUGACCUAAAAAAAAAAAAAAAGCCACAAAAAAAGUCAAGCAAAGGAAUAAAUCUAGUUCGUCAUGAAAGGUACAAACCUGAUGAAUUUAUAGGAGUUUUUAAAUUGUAUCUUUCCUUUAUGUAACAUGUCUAUUUAGUGCCUUAUUAAAGAAACAGUAACCCUCCCUUUUUAAGAGAGGGGGAAACAAAAUCAUCAUUAGCAUCACAAGUAACCAGCGUCUGGUCUCUUGCUCCUUUGGACCUUGCAUUCGGUUUUCCAGUCCCUCCUUUCCCGGCAGUGCUGCCUGCUCCCUGGAGCAGCUCCAUGGGCCUGGCUCCAUGAGCUGCUGCCGCUGCUCUUCUCCGACUGUUUGUAAGGGAACUUGAACACAUUUAUGCACAUUAUCCUACCCGGGGAGGUAGGAAAACUGUGGUGGAUAUUGUAAAUGAGAUACCAACCAAAAGAGAAACCGAAAUAUAAUAUCUACUGCCCUCUUGAGCCAAAAUGCAUGAAUAGUGUUAUUGGGGUUGCUUUUUUUUUAGGGGGGAGGGAGGGGAUGUUGUUCUGUGAUCUGAAUUAAUUUGUUUGCUACAAAAAAAUGGUUACCUCAGCAGGUUUUGGGUGGAAUAUGCAUCACACAUUUAGAAGUGAGCAGCGAAUGAGGAGGUGUCGUGGGGACCGGAGGUUGUUAAGUAACGGGAUUGUCUUGUCGAGUGGUGUCACUUGGCCACCAAACCCCGUAGAGAGGUCAGGGAGGUGGGCAAGGUCUGGAGAGGCACGGAAGGGUAGUGGGAAAAGGUCUAAAAAUGCAGUGCAAUUAAACCCAGCUCUUGUGCUUUGGAGUCCUCAAAAUUUCAACCAAUUCUCUUUUUUCCCUUUUUUCCUCUUUCCCCAAUCCACUCCCAGCGUGAUCUUUCUUUUCUCAAGCAUCUGCAGUUGUGUGAUCAGUUUGUUGAGUUUCUGGGUCCAGUUUCAGUUACCUCUUUCUCUAGUUUGAGGAAUUUAGUGAGUGUGAAAAGGGGCAGCUUGUCAGCACCAAAUUUCUAUUGCAGGCGCUGCCUUUCAGUCCAUGCCAUGCACAAACAAAACCCAAGGUGCCAGUGCAGGUCCCUGGGGAGCAGCUGCAGCCCUGGUGGGGGGAUCCCGGGGUUCCAGGCAUGGAUGCCCCUCGAGUCCACCUCAAUGGAGCCUUUUGUCUUUCUUCAGUCCAUCCCUCUGCUUUGCAGUCCCAAGAACUGUAUAUUUCAAGUGCAGAUACCAGAUCUGGGGCACAGAUCAACUCCAAGUUCUGAAUGGGUGUUUAGAAAUAAUGGUCUGUUCUUUUUUAUUAUUGUUGUUGUUGUUGUUAUUAUUAUUACUAUUUAAUAUUACUUUUUGCCUCGGGGUCCAUUUCUCCCCAAUUCCCACAUCCCGUAUUGCCAUCAAGGCAGAGAAUUUGCUUUGCACACCCUUGCUAAUGUCUCUACUCAUUUCCUUCUGGCCUUCAUGCGGCUCAGGAGAGAACUGUACUACAAGCUGGGCUGCAGUCCUGCUCCGUAGGAGUUUCUAGCAUCUUGCAGCUGCCAGCAGAGAGAUUCAGGCCCCUCAAGAAUGAUUUAUUUUUAAACAAAUACAGAAGAAACAAGGCAUUGCUAAUGCUUAGCAACCUCUUGUCCUAGCCUGCCUUUUUGCUUGAAGUUUUAAGUCACGUUAGCUUUAAAAGGGGUUGUUAAUCUUACAGAGUUUCUUAGCUUACAGUACGGCAAACAGCAUCCUUAAAGUGCCCCCGAAUCUUUAUGGCCUGGAAUGGGAUCGUGGCUUUGUCGGUCAGGAUGGUGAGGAAGGGUGGGUUUCAUUUGGGGCUGACACUGGUACAACUUGUGUUCCCUUCACAACCCUUGAUUUCACCAGUUCGAAGAUUCAGCUUUACUAAUCUAGUGCGUUGUUUCCAUAAAGUGUUACGAAAUUCAUUCUGUCUUAAGCGGGCGUAUAAGCAAAUCCAACUGCGUUCUGGAGACUCACCCUUUUGUAUGAGUAUUGAACUAUAAAAUUGCACUAACUGCUAUAUUACAAAAUAAAGAAAGGAAAGCCCAACAUUUUUUACUAAGGAUCGGGAACAGACUGUACCCAGAUGUGUAGCAUUAACAGUGCUAGGUGAGAACAGAAUGAAUUUUUAAUCUUUUCUGUCUCUGUGUCGCUCAGAGAUUUUCUAUGUACCACACAAAGCUACAAACACAAGUUUUCCAGAAACUGCGCUUCAAAUUUUCGCUGUACUAUAGAAGCUCAUGAAGGACAACAUUAAAGUCCUAAUUUGCCUGCCUUAUAGACACAUUUCGUUGUAUUAAUAUUUUCUUAAACUUCCAGUUGCAUUGCGUUGGCUUUGGAGUUUGUUAUAGGCAGUCCUGUAUCCUGAGUUCUGUUCAAGUUUAAACUUAUGUAAACUAUUGACAGCACAUGCAAUGCAGUACUUAUCUAUAUUUUGCUGUUUUAGUAUGAAUAUGUACUCUGAUGCCAAUUUACAAAAACCUGUUGUAAACGCUUAUUGUGUAACAGUAACCGAUAGUGGCAAUUAUAUGUCAUUCUAAAAGCUGCAAUACUUAUACAAUAAAUUUUACAAUACUUUGGAAAAUCUGCCUUCACCUUUUGCUUUGUUACCCAAAAAUCAGAGUUUGCCAACACAAUGUAAUUUCAAAAGCUCUUCCUGUUUUCAAAUAUUGGAAAAUUAAUAUUCUCAGUUCUUUCUAUCUGUGUGGUUUUCUCCCCCUUCCUUGUUAAGGAGCCUUCUGAAUAACAGGCCAACCUCUGUAUUGCCACGAUGUGUUUUCUCCCGUGAAGCUGUAGCUGGUUCCUGGUGUAUUUGCAUGCUCGGUCCGUGUGUGCGUGUACAAUUCUGUUUUCUUUUGAGUAGAUCAGGUGUCACAGCUUUAAUCCCAGAAGCAUUCCUGGUUUGCACCAGUAUGUCCAACACUUGCAAUCCUGCCUUUCAGCCAAGAACAUCACUGAUGGUCAGAAGGUCUUAACUUGAAUAAUCGUCAAUCAACAAGAACUGCGUAGAUUGACUCAAAUCCUAAGCACAGAUAAUUUGUGUGAGUUUUUCCUUUCUGAGACUGUGGUCAAGUUGCAGUGAUCACAUUAAAAUGAUUGAAAACUUAA
Messenger RNA from Strigops habroptila (Kakapo), 6620 nucleotides. It is a transcript of the gene PMEPA1, whose product is annotated as prostate transmembrane protein, androgen induced 1. Gene Ontology annotation, molecular function: R-SMAD binding. The coding region runs from base 486 to 1382 and encodes 298 amino acids. Gene Ontology annotation, biological process: negative regulation of transforming growth factor beta receptor signaling pathway. The record is from RefSeq and is a predicted model, not a curated record. The transcript has 5 exons. Gene Ontology annotation, cellular component: early endosome membrane; Golgi membrane. Lineage: Eukaryota; Metazoa; Chordata; Aves; Psittaciformes; Psittacidae.